This is a messenger RNA of Xenopus laevis (African clawed frog), 1604 nucleotides long. RefSeq names its product arginase 2 L homeolog (gene arg2.L). Gene Ontology annotation, biological process: arginine metabolic process; negative regulation of multicellular organismal process; urea cycle. The record is from RefSeq and is marked provisional. NCBI's taxonomy places the organism in Eukaryota, Metazoa, Chordata, Amphibia, Anura, Pipidae. Gene Ontology annotation, molecular function: metal ion binding; arginase activity; hydrolase activity, acting on carbon-nitrogen (but not peptide) bonds, in linear amidines. Gene Ontology annotation, cellular component: mitochondrion; cytoplasm.
UGCUGGUAAUACAUGCCGCAAGCUUCCCGCAUUGUCAUCCCAGCAUCACUUCUAUAGCUCGCUGCCAUGUCAAUAAGAAGUAAUUUCGUUAGGCUGCUGAAGAAGCAAGUCAAUAUCAUAAAGCUUCAGAAGAAAUGUUCCCACUCUGUGGCUGUGAUCGGGGCACCCUUCUCCAAGGGACAGAAAAGAAGAGGAGUGGAGCAUGGACCCGCAGCCAUAAGAAGUGCCGGUUUAAUUGACAGACUAUCGAAUUUAGGAUGCAAUGUAUGUGACUUUGGAGACUUACACUUUUCCCAAGUUCCUAAUGAUGAACAGUACAACAGCAUUGUUAAACAUCCUCGUACUGUAGGACUUGCCUGCAAGGUGCUGGCCAAAGAAGUGGGCAAAGCAGUGGGAGCCGGGCAUACCUGCGUAACCUUGGGUGGAGAUCACAGUUUGGCUUUUGGAUCUAUCACUGGCCAUGCCCAGCAGUGCCCAGACCUCUGUGUAAUUUGGGUGGAUGCCCAUGCAGAUAUUAACACGCCUUUGACAACUCCAUCAGGAAACCUGCAUGGCCAGCCAGUGUCGUUCCUACUGAGGGAGCUUCAGGAUAAGAUACCACCAAUUCCUGGUUUUUCUUGGGCAAAGCCGUGCCUAUCAAAAUCUGAUAUUGUAUACAUUGGCUUGAGAGACCUGGAUCCAGCUGAACAAUUUAUUCUAAAGAAUUAUAAUAUCUCAUAUUACUCAAUGAGACACAUUGAUUGCAUGGGCAUAAGGAAAGUCAUGGAGAAAACUUUCGAUCAGCUUCUGGGCAGGAGAGAUCGGCCAAUUCAUUUAAGUUUUGACAUUGACGCUUUUGACCCAGCCUUGGCGCCAGCUACAGGAACUCCUGUCAUUGGAGGACUGACUUACAGGGAAGGUGUCUAUAUCACAGAGGAAAUUCACAACACAGGAAUGUUGUCUGCCUUGGAUCUUGUAGAAGUAAAUCCAGUUCUUGCAACCACAUCAGAAGAAGUCAAAGCCACUGCAAACCUUGCAGUGGAUGUCAUUGCUUCUUGUUUUGGCCAGACGAGAGAGGGAGCUCACACUAGAGCUGACACUAUUAUAGAUGUCCUACCUACACCCAGCACAUCAUAUGAAUCAGACAAUGAAGAGCAAGUGAGGAUUUAGAAAUGAUCAGCAUUCCUCCUAUUGUGCAUUCCAGAACUGCAAUACAACUCUUGAGGAUGGACACAAUUUGACUGUUGCACUCCAUGGAGAUAACUGUUAUUUUUGUACGUUAUUCCUUUUUAAAUUUAAUGAUCUUAAUGAUCAAAUUAAAGUUGAGGGUUAGACAAACAGGUCUAGGCACUUAUAUAUUAUUUGGUUUAAUGGUAAGGUAUAUUUAAGCUUGACCAAUAUGCACAUCUAAAUCUAGAUUUACUGAACAUGUUUUGUAUUUUUUGUGUUUUUUUGCAAGAAAUAUUAAGGGGGUUGUUGCCCUAAUUGUAUUGUUGGUCCCUAAUUGAUUAAUCUUAAAGCAAGCAUGAAAUAUUAAAUAUUCAUUAAAAAAAUGAAAAAAAGACAUAUAAACUUUUGAAUUUCCGCUAUUGAUUUAAACAUGACUAAUAAAAACAUUUUAUUAA